Zootoca vivipara (common lizard) is the source of this 6071-nucleotide messenger RNA. Lineage: Eukaryota; Metazoa; Chordata; Lepidosauria; Squamata; Lacertidae. The record is from RefSeq and is a predicted model, not a curated record.
UUCCCUCCGCCGCCCCCCCUCACCGGGAAUAAAGGGGGCCCCGCUGGGGGGUGACGUUGUAGAACUCAGUCCUCUUAUUUUGGAAAGGCUUGAGGGGGCGGAGUAAGUGGGGAGGGGGCUGGUCUGGGUUUCCGCUCCCUCCCCUCUGCAGAGUGUACUUGCGGUGCAGGGAGGCGCUCUGAGCCACUGCUCUUGGAAAGGGAGGAGGGCGAGGCGGCCUGGCCUAGGUGCAGGAGAGACCCGUAGUGGGGAGCAGGGGGAGGAGGAGGAAGGGAGGCGGGGAAGAUUCCCUCGCUUUGCAGAAACUGCAAAAAGCGAGCAAGGAGUUGGGUUUGUUUUUGUAGCUCAGGACGUCCUUCGCUUCUGGUGUGCCUAAGGCGGCCGCCCGAAUUAUCCCCUAGCCCGUCUUUCCAGGUGCUGCCCCCUCUCCACAAAGGGCCAUAGAACUGUAGAGUUGGCAGGGUCCCACCCAAGGGUCAUCUAGUCCGACCCUCAGCAAGGAUGGCCAUCCAACCUCUGCUUAAAAACCUCAAUUGAAGGAAAAUCCACCAGCUUCCCAGGUAGUCCAUUCCAAUGUCAAGCAGCUGUCACCACCCACAACUUCUUAAUGUUUAGUCAGAAUCUCAUUACUUGCAGUUAGAAUCAGUUGGUUUGGGUCCUGCCCUCUGGAGUAGCAGAAGACAAGCUUGCUCCAUCUCCCCUUAAGGCAGUGUUUCUCCUUAAGGGGUCCUUGUGCCAGGCUGAGAAAAGGGGUGGGGCUCUAUCACUGAGCUAUGGUCAUUUCCCAUCACCUAAACAGCAGAAUUCAGCAGAGCUGUGUUGCCCAAACAGGCUUUAAUGAAUUCUAAAGCACAUAUUCAUACUAGUGUAGAGUUGCUAUCUUGUUUUGCCCACAGAUACAAAGUAACAUGAAAUGUUAGUGUAACAGUAGCUCAUUUGUUCAUAAACUGGUGAGAGGUGCAGAUUUCCUGGUACUGUGGAAACUUUAAAUCUCAAAGUAGACUUCCCUAGAGAGUCUCUGCCAGCCAGAGUAAACAAUACUGUACUGAGCUUGAGGGACAAACUGACUGAUUUGGUCAUAUAAUGCAGGUUCCUCUGUUCCUUUGUAGCACAGUUAAAAGUUAUCCUGAUGUGUUUGUAAACUGCAAUAGUAUCAAAUCUGAAGGUGACUGAAUUAUCUUCUUGUUCCAAUUUAAUGUUUUAAAAAUACUUGAUUGUUAUUGGACAGUGGCCUUGUUUGCACUUUACUUUAAACCAUUGGUAAGCUGAACUAUAAUUUAAAAGUGAAUAUGCAGUCUGCAAGUGCACAGGGAGACAAAUGAAGCAACAUUGCUCCUCCAUGUACCUGUAGUGCCAACUGGGAGCUACUAGGGUUGUGUCUGAACCUUGGCUUAGUUUCUCCGGAAAUAAGACAUACCCAUAAAAUAAGCCGUAGCAGGAUUUAUAAGCAUUUGUGCAAUAUAAGCCAUACCCCGAAAAUAAGACAUAGUGAUAGACGCAGUUCUGGAGGGCGCCAAGGAAGAGGCUAGGCUGGACACGUAAUUAAAAAAUAAGACAUCCCCUGAAAAUAAGCCACCAUGUGCUUUUUUGAGGAAAAAUAAAUAUAAGACUGUGUCUUAUUUUUGGAGAAACACAGUAGUUCCAAACAAACCACAAGCCAGAGUUCAGAUAUGAUCAUGUUUGGAUGUGAACUGUAUCUUGGAUCUCAAUAAUACAGGAGUGGGGAAGAGCAAAGUGACUGAUUAGUUGCCUUCAAUGUUUUUUGCCUCACUUGGAAGUAAUCCUCAUAGAGAUCAGUAACACUUACUUUCAAAUAAAUGUGCUUAAAGCUGAAACCUUAAUUUUGCAAAGGGUUCAAAGAACCAUGUAAAGGUAGAUAACUAGUAUUCCUAUUUACAGGUGAUUGUAAAUUAGAGUUCUUUUUGGACUCAUCUCUGAUCUAGCAUCUGCAACUCUUUAGCACUGGACCAUGCUGGCUCUUAAAUUUACAUUUAUAAAAUGUAAAGUUUGGAGUAUGUGUAAUAAAAAGCAUACCAUGUUUACUAUCUCUACAAAAAAAUUGUUUCAUUUUUAGUCAGCUUUUUCUGAUUUGUAUGUGAGUUAAAUAAUGUUUAUUAGAACAGCUCUAAUGAAUCUGAGGGAGACAUUUGUUAGGUAGUGUAGUCUUCGGAGGAGAAGAUUUCUUCUAGCACAGAUGCAGUUGCAGGGGAAGGAGAGCAUGAGAUCUCUUCAGCUAGCUUCUAUUUUGUCCUUUUCUUUUUUGCAGGCAACUGAGAACCACUUUGACUGAAGGGAAGCCUUGAGUAUAGAUUUCCCUUAGCUUCUUCUAGUCUGGAGAGAACAUGGUAGCAAAGGGUUACUUUAAAAAAGAAAAGGGAAAAAAGAAUCCAUGCAAGCAGCAUCAUGGCAAGUAGCACUUUCCGCUCCCGUUUAAAUCUAAAAGUCACUUUCUUAAAUGAUUCAGUUUCCAGGAGCAAGCGAUCCUUCGAAGAGUUUCAAGAGGAGAAGCAACCAGACACAAAGAGACACAAACUCUCCUGCUUGCCUUUUGGUGCACUUGCAGAUCCCUCCUCAUCAAGCAAUGGAAUAGCAGCUUCCGCAGUGUGUUCUGUGGCCACCAAUGGACAGCCUGAUAAUAGCAACACAGAUGACUUACUAGAUGACAGCUUACUGGACCCUUCAGAUGGGGAACUCUCAGACUUCUCCACUGGACUCACUUCAGAAGCUGAAGACGAACUUUUGUUAGAUAGUCAACCACGCUGCCCAGAGACUUCAAAUUCCAUAGCAUUUGAACCAGAUGCAGAACAUGUUGGAAUUUUGUGUACAUUAGGAUCCUCUAAGCCUUCUGGUACUCUAGAUCUAGAGUCUAGAAAAACAGAGCCACUGUCUCCAGCUCACCCUUUAGUCUGUUCAAGUGCUUGCAGAAAUGACUCUGAAAGUCCAGAAAGUGGGAGUGACUUGAGCACAAGCACAGGGUCUCAGAACCAAGCUAGAUUUGGAUUGGAUUCAAACAGUUCUGUGCUUCCAGAAGCUUUGCCAGUUGCAACAGCUGCCUUGAGUCUGCAAAAAGAGAACCAUGUGUCUGGGGUAUUGGAUAAAGAAGCUGCUCAGGCAGUGGUUGAUGAUAACUUGGAAAGAGUGAGCCAGCUCAUGGCGAAACCUGAGAGAGCUGAAGGGCCCUGCAAGGAACAAGCUUCCCUAAAUCAAAAUGACCUAGGAGAAGAGAGUGCAAACAGCCCACCACAAGAGGCUGAAGGAGGAUUGGAUUCUGCUGGCUUGCAUGAAGAGGCUGCACCUUCCUGUUCCACUUCCAUCAGUGAUCAAAGAAAGGCAUAUAUGGAAGGUCCCAGCAUCAAAGAGCCAAAUUGUCCUGUAAGGCCCCGAUGUCGGAUAUACAUUGAAGAGGCAAAACUUGAGUCCAGCAAGAAAAAAUACAUCAAUGCUGUCCUUGCCCAUGCUCAGCAUGCUGAACUCAUAGAUGAAGUCAAUGAGUUGCAGCAGCUGAUGUUGACCGUGACCGCUGAAAACCGCUACGGGGAACCCGGAUUUGCGCACCCAACAGACCUGACCGUAAGGAACUAUGCACAGCGAGCUAAGAGGACAGCCCACAGAUAUUCCCUUAGCCAGUGGGUCGAUAGGAACAAUCGCAACCUCCGUCGUUUUGAGAGUGUCCCUGAUCGCUUCAGGCGCAGCCCUAUCUCAAGCUAGAAGGGUCUCAUCAUUGAAAUUAAGUUGUCUUUUAUCUGCGCUUCAAAGUUGAUUGUCAGCUUCAUUAUUAUUAUUAUUGUUAUUAUUGUUGUUAUUAUUAUUAUUAUUAAUUUCAGUUUUUAAGUUAAGGCCUGUUUAUAGUUUGUUUUUGUUAGAAAUUUUUGUUCAACUUGACCUUGAACCUCUCCUCUGCCAAAUUUUUUAUAUAUUUUUGGCAUUUUGAUGUUUCACCAAGCAGUUUGAUACUGUAUGCUAUGGCAAUUUUUUAUAAAUGCUUGUGCCUUUGAAAUAUCCUGUAGUGUGUUCUCUUCUCUUUCUUCCUCCCUGCCUCCCAGUGAGUGAUUGACUGGUUUGCAUGUGCAGCUCAGUUAUAUGUUUCUGUACCAUUUUUAGAACUCUGGAGGUGAAUUAAGGCAUGAAGGGUUGCAGGCAAAGCAUUCAUGUCACAUUACACACAAGAGUUUUGUAAUCAUGGCAACUCACACAUUCAGUUGCCAAGACCUCAAGUAGUGAGAGAUGGAGAGGACCUUUAGGGGUGAAUGAGAGGUAUUAUUCUUCCUGUCUGUGAAAUGGGUCUUGGAGAUGGGCUCAGAACAAAUCAACGUCCUUCAAUGCUGCAUCAUUUCCUUAAAGAGGGAACUUGUGUGGUUUAUCACAUAUCAAUUUGAAAGCAAAACAAAGCAUCCCAAAAAUAAGGUAGUGAUUUCUGUACAUUUGGAGGCAGGCAUCAGUUAAUCUGCUCACUUACCACACCAGUGUGACUGCCUGCUGCCCUCAGUAAGAGAAUGCUACCACACUGUCAGGCAGACUCUUACUUGUGCAAUAAUUUUAGGUAAAAAAAGAAACAGCAUGUGUUCCUGCUACUCCGGUCAUCGAGGCAAGAUCCCACCUCUCCCUCUACCCCUCUCUGCUUGCUAAGGAGCAAGAGGAAGAGAUGGGAUCUUUUCUGUCAUACAGGAAGCUUUGGAGUAGGAGAAAUGCAUGUUUUCCUUCUUUUUGGAGCUUCAGGGAGCUUUGGAUGAGACUCUCCUCUCUCCAGCAAGUAUAGGUUUUGAGUGAAGGGUAAGUCUUCACCAGGGAAUGGGAGGUAUAAGGAAAAAAAUGUCCCCUUUGCCUUCCCUGCUUCUAAAGUUGUCAACCCCCAGGACUCCUGAUCUCCCGCGCACCUCGGCCUGAACAAGAUCCCUGUUCCAGACUGGCUUGAAAGCUGAAGACAAGCACCUCCUGCAAGAUUUUGUUUCAGGUUCAACUUGUGAGACACUUUGUAGGUGUGUGCGGUGUGCUGGCCUUUUGUCUCACUGAGCAACUCGGAAGCUUGUUUUUAAAAGGUACUGGACAAACCCAAAGAGAAGGGUUGGUCUGUUGGUAGCUAACAGCCACCAUAGCUUUGCAAGGAAUGCCCCUUCAUAAUGAGGAAAGGGGGGGGGAGUGAAGGUGUUUUGACUUUUCUACCUCCAAUAUCAAAAGGUAAUGUGACUUUUUAAAGUACAGGAUGAAGGAGCAGGAAAAAAUAAUUGCAAUGAGGGAGUGUGAAAGAGAGUAGUUUUUUUGCUCUGCUCAAAGCUGCCACUGCUGUGACACGUUACAGGUAGGUAGCCAUGUUGGUCUGACGUAGUCAAAAUAAAAAAAUUCCUUCCAGUAGCACCUUAUAAGUUUGACUUAGUUGGUCUCUAAGGUGCCACUGGAAGGAAUUAUUUUAUUUUGUUUCCACUGCUGCGACAGUUUUGGAAGUAGUGCCUUGUGCAGGAGGAGACCUGGAAGUCAAUUGCCCUUUUAAGGAACAAAGGCAGAGAUGCUGAACUUCUGUCAUCCUCUGACAAAAAGCUUCUAAGGAGAGAACUCUGUGGUUUUAAACAUCUUGGGAUAUUUCUAGGGCAACUGUCAGAGUCUAAUUGUUUGCUAGAAAUUAAUCUCCCCGCCCCCUGCUCCUGCAAACAGUCUGUGAAGCUAUUCCUGUGCUGUGUGGCAAAGCAUCUUCUCGGGGAGUCCUGUUGGAAUCAAUUGCAUAAAGCCUGAAUCAAUCGAGAGUGCAUCUUGGUGUGUGGGUACUCUUAAGUAUAUUUUGUUGGGGAUUGCCCGGAGUGGUUGGGGCAACCUAAUCAAAUAGGUGUCAUAUACAUAAUUAAAUAAUAAUAAUUAAGCAUUUGGGUCCCCACAGAUGAGUGCCAGAGUAGAACCACAGAACGCCUGCAAUACUGAAUGCCCCUGUGUACAUCCUAAGUGCAUUUUAGCCGCCACUGGGUCCUACACAGGUUCACAAGAGGUGUCUUAUCUUUCAUGUCAGCACAGCUCUCUAGGCAGGAAUUUGUGCUUUGCAUCUUUGAGUUACUGCAAACCAAUAGGGUUGCCAGACUCAAUAGAGG